UUGCAGGGACCAGAUUUUUUAAUAUAUACUGAGAAUUUGUUCAGUUUAUAUUAAGCGGUGCUUUUGUUUAAUUUCAAUCUUUCUGUGGAGUUUCUAUCUUGCCUAACGUUGCCGUCUGGUAGUUGGAGGCUGGAUUCCAAUAAGAUAAUUAUUUAUGGAGCUCGACGCAGGAAGAGGUUUGGACAGCCUGAAGACUAUGGAUGGGAAGGAGAAUAAUGUUAAUGGUUCAAACAAGGCUGUUCUUCCUAACUGUUGCUUGAAAGCUAGGGCAUUUGAUCCUGAACUUGAAGCCAAUUGUCACUCCACUGUCGUUUCCGGAUGGUUCUCUGAACCUCAUUAUUCCUCUGAUGAAAAACAGAAGGUACUGUACUUCAACAAUCCAAUGUGGCCAGGAGAAGCACAUUCCCUGAAAGUAGAAAAGAUUUUAUUCAAGGGAAAGUCAGAAUACCAGGAGGUUUUGGUUUUUGAGUCUGCAUCCUAUGGGAAAGUUCUAGUGCUGGACGGCAUUGUUCAGUUGACUGAGAAAGAUGAAUGUGCCUAUCAGGAGAUGAUAGCCCAUCUUCCUCUCUGUUCAAUCAAAUCUCCUAAGAAGGUUCUGGUUGUUGGGGGUGGUGACGGUGGAGUUUUGAGGGAAAUUUCUCGACAUAGCUCUGUGGAGCUGAUUGAUAUUUGUGAGAUUGAUAAAAUGGUUAUAGAUGUUAGUAAAAAGUUUUUCCCCGAUUUGGCUAUUGGCUUUGAGGAUCCUCGUGUCAAUCUUCAUGUUGGUGAUGCUGUCGAGUUUCUGAGGAACACACCUGAAGGGAAGUAUGAUGCUGUCAUAGUUGAUUCAUCAGACCCUGUAGGUCCUGCGAUAGAGCUUGUGGAAAGGCCAUUCUUUGCAACAAUUGCCAGGGCAUUAAGACCUGGCGGUGUACUUUGCAACAUGGCAGAGAGCAUGUGGCUUCAUACUCAUCUUAUUGAGGAUAUGAUCUCAAUUUGCGGUGAAACAUUUAGUUCUGUUCAUUAUGCAUGGACCAGUGUUCCUACAUAUCCUAGUGGUGCUAUUGGGUUUCUUCUGUGCUCAACUGAGGGACCAUCUGUUGAUUUUAAGCACCCUGUUAAUCCUAUUGAGAAGCUAGAGGGAGCUGUUCAGCAUCAGAGGGAACUUAGAUUUUACAAUUCUGAGAUGCAUAAAGCUGCUUUUGCAUUGCCGUGCUUCUUAAGGAGGGAGGUGAGCUGUCUCCGUGAUAGCCCACGUACUGCAGGAGUCAAGAUUUAAGUUGUUGCAUUUUCUCUGAAAUUAUUACCCAUUUCUUUUCCUUGCUGCUGGAGUUUGUGGUAGCAGUGGUAUAUCAGUGGUAGACUGAUCGCACUUGUCACACAAUUAGCAGCAGGAGAUGUAGAUGCGGCGAUUUAUCUCUGUGGGUUGGUAUUGUUAUUGAAGACAUGAUCAUGUACUAUGCAAGUUUUAGUACUGCUAUAUCUAUUGUUGACUUCUUGAACGACUUAGUCGUCUGUUGGUUGUUUUUGAGAUUUGAAUAAAUAUGUUGUGGCUUUCAGUGACAAA
This is a messenger RNA of Lycium ferocissimum, 1546 nucleotides long. RefSeq names its product spermine synthase. Gene Ontology annotation, molecular function: spermidine synthase activity; S-adenosylmethionine-dependent methyltransferase activity. Lineage: Eukaryota; Viridiplantae; Streptophyta; Magnoliopsida; Solanales; Solanaceae. The transcript is spliced from 11 exons. Gene Ontology annotation, cellular component: cytosol. Gene Ontology annotation, biological process: spermidine biosynthetic process. Bases 155 to 1258 code for a protein of 367 amino acids. The record is from RefSeq and is a predicted model, not a curated record.